Molecule: messenger RNA, 1113 nt
Organism: Penicilliopsis zonata CBS 506.65
Lineage: Eukaryota; Fungi; Ascomycota; Eurotiomycetes; Eurotiales; Aspergillaceae
Exons: 6
Coding region: 155-1063 (302 amino acids)
Cellular component (GO): cytoskeleton
Molecular function (GO): actin filament binding
Source: RefSeq, a predicted model, not a curated record
AUCAGACCGGAAGCAGUCUAGAUAAGAAGCAUCCAGAGGAUGUUAUAACCCCUCUUUGACCCCCGGGGUGGUGCCUGAGUUAGCCACUCCGCAAGUCAGUAGAUUACCACUACGUGAGAUUCGACUUGACCAACUACUACCUGAACCUCCCACGAUGUCGACGUCAACCAUCACCGAGUCCGCUCCUCAGACCAUCCGUGUCGCUGUACAACCGCCCCUGGCUCAGACCACGGCCGAGGAGGAUGCAAUCUUCCAAGCGACCGCCCGUGGGAACCGCAGCGGGACGCUGAAGUUGCGGGGGGUCCCGUCCUUUACGGACCCGUAUAAACAACGCCAGUGGAUGAGAGAGCACAUGGCGGCUGCGUUCCGCUUCUUUGGAAAGCAAGGCUACGGGGAGGGGAUCUCAGGCCAUAUCUCUAUGAGAGAUCCCGUGCUGACGGAUCAUUUCUGGAUGAACCCGUACGCCAAACACUUCUCCUCCAUGAAGGCCUCCGACCUGGUGCUUGUGGACAGCGAGGGGUAUGUUGUUGAGGGAGGCAACCAGGCGGCAAUCAACGAGGCGGGCUUCAUGAUCCACUCGGAGAUUCACAAGGCGCGACCGGAUGUUGUCGCCGCAGCACACACGCACAGUAUCUACGGGAAGACCUGGAGUGCAUUUGGCCGGCCUAUCGACAUGCUCUCCCAAGAUUCCUGCAACUUCUACGGCAAGCUGAGCGUCUAUGAUGAUCAUGGCGGUAUUGCGUUGGCGCAGGACGAAGGUAUACAGGUAGCCAAAGCGCUAGGCAAGGACAACAUCGCCUGUAUUCUCCAGAACCACGGACUGUUGACCGUCGGUCGCACCGUCGACGAGGCCGCCUGGCUCUUCACCAGCCUCGAGCAUGCGUGCCAUGCGCAGCUCCUAGCCGAGGCGGCCGCCGCGAACGGCUUGCCCAAGAAGAUCAUCCCGCAUGACGUGGCACAGUUCACGGCAGACGCUGUCCAGAACACGCACAACUUUUUUACCGAGUUCCAGCCCGAGUACGAGCUUGUCGUCGAGGAGAGCAACGGGAGGGUCCUAGAGUGAUGACCAAUGCCGAAUUUCAGAUUAGCGAAUUGAAUAAUGAUAAACUUGAG